AUGUUAUCAACAGGGAUAAUGCUCAUAGCAUAUCUACAACAUGCCUGCGGAAUGUUUAAAAUUGCUAGUUAUCGUAUCGAACAUGUAGUACAAAUUCAUACACUACAAGAUAUCAUUAUUCUGCCCAACGAGAAUGUGGUUUAUAAGGGAAUAAUUCGUGCCAUUGAUAUUCAUCGCAAAGCGAUGAUGUUUUCUAAAUAUUUAAUAGAACAAUUUGAGAUAUCAUUUAUGUUUUUAAUAGUAUUUGGAGUGAUUACUUUGAGUCUCAAUAUUUUUCGGAUUUUUCAGAUCAUAACAGUAAACUAUGAUAUUGAAGAAUUUUUUAUGGCUUUUGUAAUUGUACUUAUAGCUAUUUUAUAUAUGUUUUUAUCGAACUAUAUUGGACAAGAAAUUAUAGAUCACAAUAAUCACAUAUUUCACACUGCAUAUAAUGUUCGAUGGUAUAUGACUCCUCUUAGUGUACAAAAGCUAAUACUGUUGAUAUUACAAAGAGGCAACAAACCUUUCGGAUUAAAUGUCGGUGGAUUGUUUAUAGCAUCCUUGCAUUGUUUUGCUACGUUAGCCAAUGCUUCUAUAUCUUACUUUACUGUCAUGUAUUCUGUGCGAUGA
Linepithema humile (Argentine ant) is the source of this 609-nucleotide messenger RNA. RefSeq names its product putative odorant receptor 92a. NCBI's taxonomy places the organism in Eukaryota, Metazoa, Arthropoda, Insecta, Hymenoptera, Formicidae. The record is from RefSeq and is a predicted model, not a curated record. Gene Ontology annotation, cellular component: plasma membrane. Gene Ontology annotation, biological process: sensory perception of smell; detection of chemical stimulus involved in sensory perception of smell. Gene Ontology annotation, molecular function: olfactory receptor activity; odorant binding.